Messenger RNA from Didymodactylos carnosus, 675 nucleotides. The record is from the annotation of a GenBank genome assembly. Lineage: Eukaryota; Metazoa; Rotifera; Eurotatoria; Philodinida; Philodinidae.
AUGGAUGAAAAAGUAUUCCACCUUGUAUCAGGUAAAUUAGCUAGUACAGUUCUUGCACAAAUUCACUCAUUGGUUGAUGUAUUGGUUGAUGUAUUCACAGAACAAACGUCGUUACUUGCACCAAUCAAAGAGACCAUAAAUAUUACAUCCAAAGAAACUUUAGCUUUCAGCCUGUACGAUUCAAAGCAGCCAGAAGGACAACAGAAAUCGACAAAAGAUUUGUCGAAAGAAUCCGCAUCCUUCCUUUGGUACCAGCUGUUGGUCAAUGUCUUGCGACAACAACCCACACGAUGCGCAGGCAAAGAAAGAUAUGAUCAAUUAUUGUCGAAGUUAUUAUCAAACACAAAACGGCGAAAAGGAAUUCUUAAAAAAGACAUUGAUUUACUUUACUUAUUUCGAUUCUUUAUCAUUGAUUUGUGCAAGCGGUUAGAAGAAGAAAGUCAACUACUGCCUAAAACAGACGUAUUGACUCUGUAUCGUGGCCAGAAAAUACCGAAUGAAGAAUUUAGGCGUUUACAGAACAGUGUUGGUGCACUAAUAACAACGAAUGAUUUCUUCUCAACAAGCCGUGAUAUUAACGUGGCAUUGGCAUUUGCACGACAAAAAUGUGAUACUAGUGGUAAAAAGACUGUUCUGGAAUGGAUUCAGUACACAAAACAAACAACAUCGGUGUAG